Messenger RNA from Eucalyptus grandis, 3106 nucleotides. RefSeq lists its product as uncharacterized. Bases 379 to 2667 code for a protein of 762 amino acids. NCBI's taxonomy places the organism in Eukaryota, Viridiplantae, Streptophyta, Magnoliopsida, Myrtales, Myrtaceae. Gene Ontology annotation, molecular function: zinc ion binding. The record is from RefSeq and is a predicted model, not a curated record. The transcript has 9 exons.
UUGUUUUACUAUGCCCUCCGUUUCUCACAGUCCCUUCCUCCUCCUCAUCCGUCGGCCAUCACCACCUUCGACGGCGGCGGCGGCUCAGUAGGUCGGUCUCCCUCUCCAUCCCCUUCCUCCUCCUCCUCCUCCUCCCCCCGAUCGACCGGCGUCGGCCCUCGCGAUCCCCGCUCCGGCGCAAUCGCACGGUGAGUCCGUCUCCCUCUCGCGCGUCCCCGCCGCUUUCGGCGAGCAUUCGGUGUGAGAUUCCUUCGAUUUUUCCCCCCGUCGCAAUCGGUGAAGUGCUUCGCUUUUAGGUCUUCGUUAGUUCCGUCUCUGCCUAAAGUUCGCUGCUUGUUCGGCGUUGGCGGCUGAUUCCGGACCCUCUCGUGUCGGAUUAUGGAGGAUUUGGAUGCGGACGUUCAUCGAGCAGCUGAGGUUCCCGAUACGCCCGACAGAUUGGCCGCGCGGCGUGGCAAGAGUGGAAUCGAGGCGAGAGUGAACUCGCUUGCGCCGGGUUCUUCGAAUCAGAAAUCCCCGAAUUGGCUCGGGGGCGGCGGCGGCGGGCGAGCGGCGAAUGGGACCGGUCGGGACCCGAGAUUGCAGAUUGGCCCUCCUAAAAGGGUUCUGAGCGCCGUUGAAUCCGGUCGCCGCGGUGACUCUGUCAGGGACUCGUCGUCAGAUGAUCCGAGUGAUUCGCAGCGUCGCUUGUUUAGGAGGGCAGCAGGGAAUGGGCACGUUAGACCUGAGUCCAGACAGUCUUCUGGCGCUGAGAAUGCGGAGAGAGGGAAGGGUGCUUUGAUCGGAGGUCCUAGGUCAUUCGCUUAUGCAGAAAAAGGUGCUUCUUUGAAUGCAAUUCGACGCAAUGGGCACAAUGGAGUUCUUAAAUCGGCUGAGCCGUUUGGUGAUUCAGAAGGUUUUCUAGCUGAUGGCUUUCGAAGAAUAGAAAUGAAAACUGAUCAUGAACGUUCUUACCCUUGUUCUGAUUCUUUUCAGACAUUGAACAGGUUCAGUAAGGGCAAAGAGAAGCUAGAUGAAAGUGCAUGCAAAUAUUCUGGUUCGAUUAUGUUUGGUGAGAAAUCAAUUGAUGUGCCAAGGGAUUUGCAUGAAAAAUCUUCAAAACAUGUACCUCAGUCUCCUAAAAGUGUAUCUUCUCCAAGAUAUGUUGGACAGAAAAGGUUGGUCAGAAAUGGUUGUAUCUCUCCACUUAAUAUAGCAACAAAGGAAAAAGAAUUAGCUGAAAAAGAGAGUAGUAAUGCUGAAGAUAGUACUCGUGAUAGAAAUAAAGGAAAAGGGAUAUUGAUGCAUCCUUGUACAUCAGAGAAGCAAGAGGCAAAACUUUUGGAUAUCUCGACCAGGAGACCUAUUAUUCUUGGGGAGGAUAAGGGAACCAAUGACACCCCUGUUAAUUUGGGCAAAGGAUGUGAGAGACUUGGUGGAUGGAGAACUACACAUGCCCAUGCUAAGAAAGCACGCCAUGGCUCUGAAACUGACGAUUUGCUGCCUGGCGGAACUGAUAGUGCUGGAAACUUAUUCCAGAAUUGUGAUAAUAUAGUGGGGAGAAGAGCGAGCAGCUAUCCUCAUAACAGCACUAGUUGUGGUAAUAUUGCAAACAAGGAUACACAUCAAUUAAUUUCCGAGAUUGUUUCUGAGGCAGGCCAAACACAUGGAUGGCCAAAUUCUACAAGAACUUCCACUAGAAGACAAAACAAUAAGGAAGUAUCUUUUGGGAAUGGCAAUUCUCGCAACAGAUCAGUUUCUAAUAACUCAGAUGUUAUCAACCUGGUCUCACCCAGGUAUUCUAGAAAUCCAUCAUCUGCUAGACAACUUAGGCAUCAACAUCAAGGGGCUUCUUCUUCAGUUAUUGAAAUUGAUGACACGUCACCUGGAAUUGGUCAAUCUGGUACACCUAUUCUAGAUACUCUCAGUAGUUUUGAAUCAGAUUCUAGGUUGAGACAACUGGAAGCAGACGAGAUGUUGGCUCGUGAACUUCAAGAACAACUAUACAACGAUUCACCGAUGCUUGGAAAUGGGGAGAUGGAUGAAUACCUGGCUAGAUUACUACAGCAGGAGGAGAAUGUAGGUGGAAAUUCAUCUACUUCUGUUAGAAGUCAUCGUCGAACUGGUCAUGGAAAUUCAUUCCAAACACGUUCACGAAGGCAACCCCUGCCACGGUCUUUUCAGAACCUUUCAAAUAGGAGAGGUACAGAGGCACGAGUUCCUGUACGUGCAAGACUUCAGCAGUCUAGGAGGACCAUUUCUCAAUCACCCUCCUCAUUUGUAUCUGGCGAGAGGACUCUUCAUUUUCCAUUAAAUAUGGAUCUCGACAUGAGGAUGGAUAUAUUGGAAGCACUGGAAACUGCAUUGGGAGACGUCAGUGACAUAGGAUUGUCCGGUAGCAUUUAUCAAACUCAGCGUGAUUUUAAUGAAAAUGACUAUGAAAUGCUGCUGGCACUUGAUGAGAAUAACCGCAAUGUUGGCACCUCUGAUAAUCAGAUUAAUAGUUUGCCGGAGUCGAAAGUGCAGUCCGAUGUCUUUGAAGAAGCCUGCGCAAUAUGUCUGGACACACCCACAAUUGGGGAUACAAUACGGCACCUCCCUUGCUUGCACAAAUUUCAUAAAGAUUGUAUUGAUCCCUGGCUCCGCAGAAGUACGUCUUGCCCUGUCUGUAAGUCAUCAAUAACAUGACUUGCCUUGGAACUGUAGAAGGCAAUAAUUAUAGUGCAGCUGGUUAUGCAAAACUAAAGACUCUAUUUGAUGGUUGAUCUAAUUGAAGCACACCCAGUUCUUAUGGUACAAUCUCUUGCAAAUUGGCUUCCCAUGGAUUCCUACUCGGGAGUCUGGAUAAAUUGGCUCUUCGUAUGGGGUUGUAUUGAUGACCUGGCUGCCCAAGUAAUUGUGGGUUUGUACCAAAAUGAAGCUUGCUUUUGUACUUUUGUGGUGCAGGCAUCUUUUUGUGGCCCAUGUGGCGAAGGUAUCUAUUUUGUGUAUGAGCAGCCCUUUUCUUGGCGAUCCUUGAGGGUCAGUGAUAUGUAAAUCGAAAUUAAUUAGAUGGAGCAUUGGUGGAGCUGUUUUGAGAUUGUUACAGUCCUAUGAUAUGAGCAGGAAGGAGUUCGCAAUUAAGAUA